Molecule: messenger RNA, 516 nt
Organism: Drosophila novamexicana
Lineage: Eukaryota; Metazoa; Arthropoda; Insecta; Diptera; Drosophilidae
Product: proteasome subunit beta type-1-like
Exons: 1
Coding region: 1-516 (171 amino acids)
Cellular component (GO): proteasome core complex
Source: RefSeq, a predicted model, not a curated record
AUGACCCCGCUGGCGAUGGUGGCAUCCACGGGACUGUGGUGCGACACCAUCUCGAUGACCAGCCUGCUGCAGAUCCGCAUCCAGAUGUACGAGCAGGAGCACAACAAGCCCAUUUCGACCGAUGCCCUGGCCCAGAUGAUCUCCAUUGUGAUGUACAACCGGCGCUUCUUCCCCUACCACACCUGCACCAUCCUGGCCGGCAUUGACCAGGCGGGCAAGGGCGCCGUCUACUACUACGAUCCGGUGGGCCACAUGGAGCGCUGUCGCUACCGUGUGCUCGGCAGCUCCGGCAAAAUGCUGCUGCCCGCCUUGGACCACGGCCUCGGCUGGGAGCACCACACCCUCGUGCCGCCCGACCAGUAUCCCCCUCUCGACAAGGAGCGUGCCCUGGCACUGGCUCGCAACUGUCUGCGCGUCGCCUCCGACCGGGAUCUCUUCACCGGCGACACGGGCGUCCUCAAGCUCAUCACCAAGGACGGCAUCGAGACGGAAACGUUGCCCUUGCGCAAGGAUUAG